Molecule: messenger RNA, 678 nt
Organism: Moneuplotes crassus
Lineage: Eukaryota; Ciliophora; Spirotrichea; Euplotida; Euplotidae
Source: the annotation of a GenBank genome assembly
AUGGAAGAAAAUAAAGAAGAAGUAGAUCCUGUAGCCGAGCCUGGAGAGGAAAAUCAGGAAGAGAUUCCUGAUGCAGAAGAAGCUCAGGUUGAGAAUGGCUCUCCCGCUCAUAAUGUAGUUAAUGACGAUGCUGAUGCUGACCCUGAUGCCGGCCCAGCUCUUAUAGAAGGAGCCGAUGGCCUCCCUUUUGGAGAAGAAGAAGAGAAGCAGAACGCUAAUGUCUCUCCUGAAGUCUUCGAGAACAUCAAGACCUUAUUCGAGGUCUUUGAUGAAGAAGGCACAGGAUAUGUCGAUAUCAACGAACUCUUUGUGAUCAUGAAGGCGCUUGAUGUCAAACCACUUGAGGAAGAAGAGGAGGACUUACUCAGGAAAGCAGACCCUAAUGACGAAGGAGCGUUUACAAUGGACGGAUUGCUAUCCAUCAUGGAAGAGAAGUUAAAACCAACAGAUACAGUAGAGGAUUUAGUAGAGCAGUUGAAUAUACUUAAUAAAAGGAAAGACGGAGGGACUAUAGCUACCCCAGAGCUUAAACAAUUCUUAACAACGAUGGGAAUGAAGUUUAGUGAAGAGGAAGCAGAAGCAUUGAUAAAAGAAGCAGAUCCUAAGAAUGAUGGUGUUGUAUCUAUUGAUGCAUUUGCUAUAAAAAUGUGUCCAGUGCCAAAAGAACCAAAGAGCUAA